This is a messenger RNA of Vollenhovia emeryi, 2711 nucleotides long. RefSeq names its product U3 small nucleolar RNA-associated protein 14 homolog A. Gene Ontology annotation, cellular component: nucleolus; small-subunit processome. The record is from RefSeq and is a predicted model, not a curated record. NCBI's taxonomy places the organism in Eukaryota, Metazoa, Arthropoda, Insecta, Hymenoptera, Formicidae. Gene Ontology annotation, biological process: rRNA processing. The coding region runs from base 122 to 2578 and encodes 818 amino acids. The transcript is spliced from 6 exons.
GGCCCGAGUCGCAAACCGCGUGGCACGACUGGCACGCGCGAUCGCCGUGGUACCUCGUGGGUUCGUGCCGGGGUCUCGCUUGUGUCGCGGAUAAAUAAGGAGGAUUUAUGCGGCCGCGAAGAUGACGAGCGACACGGAAGAAGAUGAGAAUCUACGCGGUAUCGACGUGGAAGUCUCCGAACACCACUCGAAGCUCGUCAAGGCUGUCGCGCAGCACGACAAAACACAGAGGGUGAAGAAGGCGGAACGUAGCGAGCCCAGUCUCGAGGUAUCGGAAUACCAUCUCGCGAAAAGCGGCGCGACGGACGAGGACGCGGUACGCGUGCGAGAUCUGAUCGAGUCGUUGGAACGAACGGGAGAUCAGAGCAAUACUGUUAAGAGGCUUCGAUACAUCCAGCAGAAGAACAAGGUUCUUUCGAAGCCGUUGGAGAAACCGGCGGCUGAAAGGAUAAAAAGGACGAUCGGUUAUGACAAGGUUAAAGACGAGUUGAAAAGGUGGGAGAGUGUAGUAGCCAAGAACAGGACAGCGGAGCAACUGUCCUUCCCUCUGAAGCGUCUAACAGCGGUAAAGGAUACUCGAGCUUCAAAUAUUCCUGAAUUUCUCAGAGGCUUCAAUACAAAGUCCGAUUUGAUGAAGAAGAUUGACCAAGUGGAUCCAACACCGCUGCUCCCCGCUGAUAAGGAAGGGGAAAAGGAUAAUUUGUACAAGAUGACGUUAGAAGAGGUGAUCAUGAGGAGAAAAGAAGCUGCCCGGCUCAGAGCCCAACAGUCGUACAAAGAAGCGAAGGCACAUCGCCAGAGCAAGAUAAAGAGCAAGAAGUUCCAUCGGAUCCAGCGGAAGAGUAAGAUCAAACAGCAGUUGAAGGAUUUCGAACAGUUGAAAGACAGUAAUCCGCAGGAAGCCCUGGCAAAGUUGGAACAAUUGGACAGGACCCGCGCUGAAGAGAGAAUGUCGUUGAGGCAUAAAAACACGGGUCAGUGGGCUAAGAAUAAGCAGAUCAGAGCCAAAUAUGACAAGGAAACGCGACAAGUUCUUGCUGAACAAUUGGCUAUUAGUAAAGAGUUGACACAAAAAGUCAGGCGAACGGACAGUGAUGAAGAAGAUGAAGAGGAUGAGGAAGAUGAAAAUAUGCAAGGCAGAGAGGAUAUGGAAGACGACACACUGUCAAACAACAAGGAAGGCAACGUAAAGACUGAAUCUGAAAUUGAUGAUUUUAUUAAGCUCUGUCGGAAUUACUACGAUAAGAAGCAACAGACGGGAAAAGAGGAAGUCGGGAGAGAUGAAGUUUCAGACGAGAUCGUACCAGAAAAGGAAAACGAGACGUUGCGUCACGACGAAAAGAAUAGUGCCUUGCAAGCGAAUAGAAGUGAUACGGAGAAUAGCGUGUUACGCAGCGAUAAGAAAGGCGGUAAUUUGCAAGCAAGUGCAAGUGAUACUGAAAGCUUGUCCUGCAGCAACAAGAAGAACAGUAGUUCAUUAACAGAUACGAAUAAUGUAAAAAGUAAAACUCGUAAAAGGAAUAAGAAGAAAAAGAGUUCCCCGUCCGACCCAGUAGAUGCCGCAGGCGAACAUAAUAAUAAAAGAUUAAAAUCGCAAGACAUAAGUGUUGAAGUGGAAUCGUCUGAUUCCAAGGGAUCGAAAAAGAAAAAGUCAAAGCAGAAUGUAAAGGGGCAAAACGUAAAGAAGAAGCGCAAGACCAACAAUUUGGAGAGGCAUGAAGAGGAGGAUGAAGAUUAUUUACCAAACCUCGAGUUCGAAAACCCUAAACGGAAACCUAUUUUGGAUUCUCCCUUAGAGGAGACAACUUCCAGGGAGAAUGCGCAGAAAGGUAGUGAUCUGGCGAGCUCGAGGGCGAUAACGAAUGGUACGAUACAAGAACCGGCUAGCAUUGGCCACGAAGCGGAGAUAGAUCCGAGAAAAUAUGUCAACAUAAAGCCCAAAUACCUAAAGACGCAGCUGCCGGAUGUGACUACGGGCGGGGACGAAGACAGCGAGCAGGAAGAAGAGAGUCACAGAAUAAUGAGCGAGGCAUUCGCGGACGACGAUGUUGUCGAGGAGUUCAGGAAGGAGGAGGAAGAGGAGAUGAAACAGUCGCAGCCGCAAGAAAUUGACCAGAGUCUACCAGGCUGGGGAAGUUGGGGAGGGUCGAACAUCAAGAAGAACAAGCGGACUCGUAAGAAGAGCCGAUUUAUACUGACUGUCCCGAAGGUAGCGCCGCGUAAGCCCGAAAACCAGGGAAAGGUCAUCGUGUUCGAGCACGAUAACGAAAAAUUGAGGAAACACCUCGUCAAGGAGCUACCCUAUCCGUUUACCAGAGUCAAGGACUUUGAAGCGAGCAUCAGAGCUCCGAUCAGCAGGACUUUUGUCCCGAUGAACGCUCAUUUGCGGCUCGUUCAACCGGCAGUGACGACCAAGCUUGGACAGGUGAUCGAGCCAAUGGAUGAGAACGAGUUGGUGAAGAAGCAGCCGAUGUUGAAGAAACCGCUAAAACGUGUCGCUGCAAAGGCUAAUAAGAAGAAAAAUACUUUUAAGAACAAUAACAAGAAGAAACGUAAACGUAAUGUACCAAAUGUAUGAUAAAAUCAAUUUCAUUGUUCUACAGUCGCGAGAUACAAGAUUAUUUGGAGAUUACUGGUUAAUAAAGUAACUGUUAAUUCGUUACUUAUUCUCUGUAUUGCUGAAAAUAUACCAAGAAAAUUAUGAGUAGCUA